UGAAUGUACAGGCUAGACACAAAAUUUGUAUUAUAUUUAUAUAAUUUCUAUAUAAUAAUAAAGUACAUAUAUGUAUAUGAAAUGGUCAAAGUAGCCUACUUGGAAAUAAUUAAAUUAAAUUCCUGGCCAACUGAUAGUCGGAACAAAAACUUUAAAUUUAGAAAUCUAGUCGUCAAUAAAUGUUAAUACAUUGUGACGUAGACCAUUUUCUGACGUCACAGCAAACACGUUUUUAAACAAGUAUUUUUUUACAGUAAAAGUGCGACGUUUUGGGACGUAUUUCUGGAUUUCACCCGUUUACGAGAUGAUUAUUCAAAGAUGCUAUUAAUGCUGCAGGUUUAAAUGUAAUAACACAUCCAGACCCAGUCACCCUCUUAAACUCUUUCCACAAUGGGUGAUUACCAUCCUGGUAGCCUCGCCGCCUUUACUGAAGGAAUCGCUACCAACAUCAGCCGUGUUCUCGCCGCCAGACCCGACUACAGCCAUGCGAACGCUCACGUGCCGCGGACACCCGGGAUGAGCGUCGCUCUAACGGUGGCCGCGGUGGUGUCGAUUCUCUUCACGAUUCUGGGCAACCAGUCGGUUCUUCUCGCCUUCUGGGUCUCGCGCAGGAUACGGAAACUGCCGAACUACUUCCUGGCGUCGCUGGCCGUCUCCGACCUCUUCGUCGGCGUGUUCUCGAUGCCCCUGUUCCUCCAGUACCUGUAUCUCGACACGUGGGCGCUCGGGCGCUGGGUCUGUGACGUCUGGUUGACGCUCGACUGGACCGUGUGCCUGACGUCACAGUUCACCGUGUUCCUCAUAACGACGGACCGCUUCCUGUUUCUGAGGAUCCCGGGAAAGUACGGCGAGUGGAGGACGGAGCGCAAGGUGUUUGCGGGCAUCGCGGUCACGUGGGUCCUGCCCCUGGCGAUAUUCUCUGUGUCCAUUAUCGGCUGGCCGUUCUUCGUUGCCGAGGGGCGGACGAUCGAGGACGCGGUCUGCUACGUCCAGUUCAUGGACGAUUCCGUCUUCACGCUCAUCUGGACCUUCGCCUACUACUGGAUUCCUUUGGUCGUCAUGUGCGUGCAGUACGGACUCAUCUACAACAUCGUUCUGAAGCUGCGCAAACCCACAGCGGCCGUCCCUCGCGCACGGCAGUUUUCGGUCUCCACAAGAGGAGCGCCCACCUUCUCAAACACCACCUCUCUAGACCUCAGGACGCAGCUAUUUCGGAACUCGGUGAGGUGGGGAAACAACCGUCUCGUGCCCUCGCGAAGCAGACCUGCAGCCACGGGAAACGAUGUAAACGGUGAACGCGCGCAAUCAAGCAGCAUGCAUACCACGUACUCGGAUGCGUUCGUCUUAGAGAUGAGGGAAGAUGGAAAAAGGAGACCUCAUCCGCCAGUGACGUCAAGACGUGAUUCCCUUCUAACACCUACACUUGAGACUGUCGAAGCCAAAACAGCUGUUGAUCAAGUGGAUAGUCAGACUCUUACAAUGGAGGAGUCUUCGUCUGUUGGCAAGACAACAUCUGAGUGCAGGGCCGGCUGCGCUGCUGUUGAAUCUUUUGGCUUGAAAUCGGACGAUGCAGCACCUUCUGUGGAUUCGAGAACCAACAAAUGUGAGUUGAAAUGUGACAGUCCAACAUCUUCUGUGGAUUCGAUAACCAACAAACGUGAGUUGAAAUGUGACAGUCCAACAUCUUCUGUGGAUUCGAUAACCAACAGACGUGAGUUGAAAUGUGACAGUCCAAUACCUGUGGAUUCGAGAACCAACAAACGUGAGUUGAAAUGUGACAGUCCAACAUCUUCUGUGGAUUCGAUAACCAACAGACGUGAGUUGAAAUGUGACAGUCCAGUAUCUUCUGUGGAUUCGAUAACCAACAAACGUCAGUUAAAAUCUGAUAGUCCACCAUCUCAUGUGGAUUCGAGAACCAAUAAACAUGACUUGAAAUGUAACAAUCCAGCACCUGUGGAUUCGAGAACCAACAAACGUGACUUGAAAUGUCACAAUUCAGCACCUGUGGAUUCGAGAACCAACAAAAUUGAGUUGAAAUGUCACAAUUCAGCACCUGUGGAUUCAAGAACCAACAAACUUGAGUUGAAAUGUCACAAUUCAGCGUCUCUUUUAGACUCGAGAACCAACAAAGGCGACACCCGUGUCUCUGUUGGGCGCCGUCUCAGAAACACGGCAGCGAGGUGGUCCCUGAACUGUGCCAAGUGUGUCAGAGUGCACCGACGGGGACAGGGAACAUCCCGCGCAAAACUCGCGCAAAAAGCACUAAGAAGGAUAACUCUGGUCGUCGGCGCGUUCGUGCUGUGCUGGACUCCGUACCACGUCAUGGCGAUUGUCAUAGCGAUUCGCGGGUAUGACGUCAUCAACGACAACCUGUACAUAUUCACGUACUGGCUGCGCUAUCUGAACAGCACCAUCAACCCAUUUUGUUACGCCCUCCUCAACGAGGAGUUCAAACGGACGCUCAUUAGAAUAUUCAAAUUAGACUGGCACAGGUCGUGACACCGUUGGGCGCAUGUUCAGAAGGGCUUAGAUGCAUCACAUGGAAUAGGGUUUUGGGGUUCUAACGAACACUUUCUAUGCAAUUACAUUUACUUCUUUAUUUUGUUUCACGCCUUUAACAAAAAUUUAAAUAUGAAUAAUGCAAAUUACUAAUUUAUGAAAAAGAACUUCCAAAAAUCCCUAGUGACGUCCUGGUGACAAACAAGGGAUUAUUCGUCAGUGCAGUUUGUAGAUCGUACAGCGGAUCUGUAGUUCCGAGUCAUCAAGGUGGAUUUUGUGUUACUUGAUACAGAAGUGGAACAUGAUGACAUAGUGUGGAGUGACGAGUAGACAGCGGGUUUCCUCUCUAACAAUUAAUUAAUGCAUUAAAGUUUGUUGUGGUUACACCACUAAGGAAAAUAACUUCCGAAUUCAUAUAAAUCGUGGUUCAAUCCAGAACUAAUUAAAGAAAUAAUUAUAUUGUC
Gigantopelta aegis is the source of this 2963-nucleotide messenger RNA. RefSeq names its product muscarinic acetylcholine receptor M2-like. NCBI's taxonomy places the organism in Eukaryota, Metazoa, Mollusca, Gastropoda, Neomphalida, Peltospiridae. The transcript is spliced from 2 exons. The record is from RefSeq and is a predicted model, not a curated record. Gene Ontology annotation, cellular component: dendrite; membrane; synapse. Gene Ontology annotation, biological process: chemical synaptic transmission; adenylate cyclase-inhibiting G protein-coupled acetylcholine receptor signaling pathway; G protein-coupled receptor signaling pathway, coupled to cyclic nucleotide second messenger. Bases 391 to 2499 code for a protein of 702 amino acids. Gene Ontology annotation, molecular function: G protein-coupled acetylcholine receptor activity; G protein-coupled serotonin receptor activity.